AUUUUCUCACUCGAUUGUAAAUCAAAAUCAAUUCAACUUUCAAGAGUUUUGUCUCACUAGCAAGUAGCGUACUUGCGUCUUGUAAUUAGUGCUUGUGAUUGUUUCACCCAUAAAAUUGUUAUUUUUAAAAUAUAUUGAUUUUAUUACAAAAAUGUCUGAAACAAAAGAAAAUAUUUUUUUGUUUGUACCGAACAUAAUUGGUUUCGGGAGAGUAAUUCUUGCUAUUAUAUCUUUCUACUACAUGCCAACCCAUUGUGUUCUUGCAUGUACAUGUUAUAUUACAUCGGCGCUCCUCGAUGCUUUCGACGGACAUGCCGCACGGUAUUUUAAUCAAAGUACCAAAUUUGGUGCUAUGUUGGACCAGUUAACAGAUCGUGCUGGUACUGCUGGCCUAAUGAUGACUUUGGCUACUUUCUAUCCGAAGUACACAUUCUGGUUCCAACUGUCUAUGGUUAUUGACAUAACUUGCCAUUGGCUCUAUUUGCACACCUCUACCUUACAAGGGAAGACUUCGCACAAGUUCAUUGAUAUGUCAGAGAAUCCUAUAAUGCAUGUGUACUAUACAAAUAAAAAUGUAUUAUUCUUCAUGUGUGCUGGUAAUGAAGCAUUCUAUGCAGCUUUGUAUGUGAUGUACUUCUUUACAGGCCCAACAGUUUUGGGAAUUGGCUUAUUCAAACUGAUUGCGUUGGUAUCCCUGCCCAUUGCAGUUAUAAAAGCAGCAAUAUCUGUUCUUCACGGAAUUGUUGCAUCUAUAAACUUAUCCAUUAUUGAUGUCAAUGAACGAGCGGCCAUUGCCCAGAAGCAAAAAAGUUCCUAAAGCAUUUAAUGUAAAGAAGGUGAUUGUAAGUUAAUUCGAUUUCAAUGUCAAAUUUAUUACAAUGCUUAUUUAAAAAAAAUAACUUCAAUUAAUUAUGCUUGUAUGUAUAUUUUUCUUUCAGAUUAAUGUUUAUGAAAAUUUCUAAGUAUAAACAAAGUUUGAAAAUAGUUUUGUUAUUACUAUAUAUAAUGAACAUGUACAACAUGUUGUAAGAGUAAUCUCGUUAUUGGGCAUAAUCUAUGUAUAUGGCAUAUUUUGAAGUUGCCAAAAAUUUGAAUAUUAGAACAAUAAUAUAUAUUACCAAUAUUAUUUUAAAAUUAGUACAUUUAAGUAUUUAUUGUCCUUGUUGUAAACUGGUGUUGUUGUUACUUUAAAUUUACUGCAUUUAAUACAUAGAAAAUAAUAUAGUAAGUUAUAAAAACCUAUAUUUUUGUUCUUAAGUUUAAAACUUUUAUUUUAAGACUUAUUUUUAUGAUUAUUGAAUUAAUAUUAUUUAAUGAAGUACUCUAGAAGUAUAAAAAUAAUCUGACUAUUUUUAUAGUUCUCAAAUAUAUGUAUAGAGCAGUUUCGCAAUUGCACAUUUUUUUUUUU
Nymphalis io (European peacock) is the source of this 1408-nucleotide messenger RNA. It is a transcript of the gene Pis, whose product is annotated as CDP-diacylglycerol--inositol 3-phosphatidyltransferase. Gene Ontology annotation, biological process: phosphatidylinositol biosynthetic process. Gene Ontology annotation, cellular component: membrane; Golgi apparatus. The transcript has 4 exons. Lineage: Eukaryota; Metazoa; Arthropoda; Insecta; Lepidoptera; Nymphalidae. The record is from RefSeq and is a predicted model, not a curated record. Gene Ontology annotation, molecular function: CDP-diacylglycerol-inositol 3-phosphatidyltransferase activity. The coding region runs from base 152 to 817 and encodes 221 amino acids.